GGGCUGCGCCCUGUCGCUGGUGGGGUGGGGGGUUUCGAGGACGUGCGGGGUGCAUGGGCGACGCGAUAGGGGCCACUGGGUGGUGGGCAUUGGGCCGACGAGGCCUUGUGCGGGGAGAGAGGGAGGUCGGCAGGAGUUCGUACAGCCAUCGGCGAGCGGGCACGAUGCCGCAAAGUCAGUCCAGGGUGUUUGAGGAUGGGGGGGAGGAUGAGAAUCUGAAGGCGCAGAAGAAAUGCUGCGUGUACAAGUACAUCCGCGUCGGGCUGAGUCUCGGCGAGAGAUUCCGCGGCAAUCGAAUGCUGAAGUGCGUUUUCUGCGGCCACGAGUUCCAAGGCAACCAGUUUGUGGCGGCGCGCCAUUUCCGCGAGGGCAAGGGAUGUCCUGAAGUGACCGACGAGGCACUUGUCGACAUCCACAACAACAGUGCGGAUACCGCUGAGCCGGGUCCAUCUGCGGGGAAGAGAAAGGAGAGAGAGGAGGGUGCGCGACCGACGGCAACACAGGAGAGGCUGAGGCAAAACACUAUCCCGGAGUCAUUCUCUUCAAAGUGGCAGAUGGAGUUCAAGAAGAAGUGGCUGCGGUUUGUGUACAUUCAGCGCCUGGCGUUCAACGUCUUCCGGAGCGAGCCGUGGUUGGACGUAGUCCGACACUUCAGGGAAUUGUCGGGGCCAGUGAAGGUGUUAUGGCCUUCAAAGAAUGAGAUUGCGGACAUAGAGACCAUUGUCCACACGGCGGACGAUGUGGGAGCUGAUCUCGCGGACGUCAGGGCUCCUUUCUAUGUCAAGGGGGCCACCAUUAUGUCGGACGGAAGAAAGUCACGCGAUGCUAGACCCAUCGUUAACUUCCUUGCCGGCGGGUCGCGUGGGGUGAUGCUCGUCCGGACGAUGAACAGGGACGGUGAGCGGGAUCGCGCGCCUGAUGUGUUGGCCCGCUGGAUCAAGGUGUUCGAUGACUUUCCCCCAAAGUGGGUGAAUGCCAUCUGCACCGACUCCGCCUCGGCGUACGUCGCCGCGGCAAACAUGCUCCAGGGGCCCGAGUAGAGGCCAGAGCAUCGACGGAUCAUGUGGCUCCCAUGCGCAGUGCAUAUCUGCAACAAGAUG
This is a messenger RNA of Chara braunii, 1100 nucleotides long. The record is from the annotation of a GenBank genome assembly. NCBI's taxonomy places the organism in Eukaryota, Viridiplantae, Streptophyta, Charophyceae, Charales, Characeae.